UAGUGAUGCAGGGUCCGGGGAGACCAGAUAUAGUGAUGCAGGGUCCUGGGAGACCAGAUAUAGUGAAUGCAGGGUCCGGGGAGACCAGAUAUAGUGAUUGCAGGGUCCGGGGAGACCAGAUAUAGUGAAUGCAGGGUCCGGGGAGACCAGAUAUAGUGGAUGCAGGGUCCUGGGAGACCGGAUAUAGUGAAUGCAGGGUCCUGGGAGACCGGAUAUAGUGAAUUGGUGGUCAGUGGGAAGAAUGUUCCUUACAUUGGUGGUCAGUGGGAAGAAUGUCCUUUACAUUGGUGGUCAGUG
Molecule: messenger RNA, 297 nt
Organism: Staurois parvus
Lineage: Eukaryota; Metazoa; Chordata; Amphibia; Anura; Ranidae
Source: the annotation of a GenBank genome assembly